AUGUACGAGUACGGUGGUGCGCACGGCGAAGAGAACUGCGCCGAGGGUGUCCAUGUCGCCAUGGGGCCCGUCGCCGGGCCGCUCGUUGCUAUCAGACUUGAAGAUGUAAUCGCCCUCAUUCCAGCCGUGACCAUGACUACCUGGACAUGGAACUCAGAAAAUGUCUCCCCUGAACGCUACAUACAUAAGUUUCCUUACUGCGAACACCUGUCUAGCUGGAGGCAACAUCUUCAUGGCCUGGGUAGCGGGACUGUAAGUCCUGUACAUUCACCAUCUGAGAUGGGAAGCGCAGAACCUGACCCGAACAAAGAUAGCCUACCUCAUGAGCCAGAGGCAAGAUCUUUGAUCAUCGGAGCGUCCGUGACUGCUGCCUACGCCGUAGCCGCGGGCGUCAUGAUUCUUAUGUGGCCUGCGUCCAAGGCACUAUAUUUUGAGAGCCAAACGAGACCUCUCAAAGAGAGAUCUGGAGGGCAUAUGAAGCUGAAUUGCAUAUCUUUAGUCAAUCAUGGUUGGCCAACAACCAUUGUCACAUGGACCAUCACGGCCGCACUGCCCGAGAGGAUCGAGUCUGGCGAAGCCAAUGGUCUUGUUGUUUAG
This is a messenger RNA of Verticillium alfalfae VaMs.102, 597 nucleotides long. RefSeq lists its product with no specific name. NCBI's taxonomy places the organism in Eukaryota, Fungi, Ascomycota, Sordariomycetes, Glomerellales, Plectosphaerellaceae. The transcript is spliced from 2 exons. Bases 1 to 597 code for a protein of 198 amino acids. The record is from RefSeq and is a predicted model, not a curated record.